Linum tenue is the source of this 3938-nucleotide messenger RNA. The record is from the annotation of a GenBank genome assembly. NCBI's taxonomy places the organism in Eukaryota, Viridiplantae, Streptophyta, Magnoliopsida, Malpighiales, Linaceae.
CUAUCUUUCUUCUCUCUUUUCUUUUCUUUUCGCUCUUACGAUCUCUGUUUCUCUCUCUGGUAUUUCUUUCUUCUUCUCUUCUCUCUGUGUCUGUCUCUCUCUCUAGGCAAGAGAGGGCUCCAAUUUUUGACUCUGUCUCUCUAGGGUUUCUCGGAAUCAACACGGGGUUGGGUUCAGGCGCGAGAUCCAGGUUUUUUGAAUUGGAUUUCUUCUCCACUUACAUAAUAAUUCAUAAACCCCCAUUCUUCCCCCCUCCUCCUCUCACUCCCUCUCCCUCGGCCUCUCUAGGGUUCGGGUGUGUGAAGCAUUGGUGUUGUGUGACUUCAAUGUCUCGACCCAUUUGCCAUUUCUUCUUUCUUCAAUUCGAUCUAGGGUUUCUUUCUGUCAAUUCCUUCGGUGCGCGUAUCUAGUGAGUGUUCCUUCUUCCGUUUUCAAUCCUUCUUUCGGGUGCUAUUUUUCAAUGUAUUCCUACUGCCCCAUAAUUUCCUCACUUGACAGGAUCUUGCGAGAGAAUAUUUGUUCCAAGUAAAUAGAAAGCCACUUUCUUUCUCUCCCCUUUUCGUUUCUUAACCUCACAAGUGAUUUUCUUGGUUUGUUUCGGUUCUGAAUUUAUGCCGGAGUUGAUUCUCCCCUGCUAUAUCUGUCGAUAUCACCGUGUUUAAUAUUGUGCGGUGUUGCUUGAGAAUCGGCGCAUCCUGUAUCAGAUGUAUUGCUGAGGAUACCUCUAAGACCUGACAUUGAUUCUUUGGCUUCAUUGUGAUUCCAAAGUGCAAGGGUAUCAGUAAAUGAAUACGGUAAACAUGCAUUGAAUUGAGCUAUUGAGCAUUGGCAAGGAUUUAGAGUUGUGGAUCUGAUUAUGUUACCAAACUGAAGUUUAGAGUGGAAGCUGACAUGUGCAUUAACUGGAGGUCAGUCUUAUGGCCCCAACUGUUCCAAUAGAUUUUGUUGGGCAGAAAGAAUCCAAGAAGUUUGGUCUUUCACAAUCAAUGGGGAAGUCACGGAAGUUUUCUAAAGGUCACUCCUCGGGUUUCUUUCCUGACUACAGGCACGGUGUUGAGACUAUGGGGGAGUCUGAGGGGUUUGGCAGCUCGGGUCGUGUGGAGACCGAGAUGAUUACAUCUGAGAAUUCUUAUGCUCCCAAGAGGAAAUGUGUUAGUUUGAAUCUAGUUGGUUAUGAAAGUUUUGGCGUGCCAAUGCAGGUUCUAUCUUUGUCAAAGAUGUCCAAGUCAGAGAGGAAGAAUUUGGAAUUAAGGUUGAAAACUGAACUUGAACAAGUUAGGAUAAUCCAGAGGAAAGUAGCUUCUUUCAGUUCAAACACUGUUUUAUUAUCCCCCCACAGUGAUAUACGAAGCUGUAGUGAUGGUCUAAAGAGGCCUCCAUUAGAGGGUUUGCUUCAGUCAGCUGAACCAUUUGCUCCACAAAGCAAGAAACAAGUUCCUGGUGGACGUCAUGGUGCCCGCCCUAAGAAUGGGUCCUCUGGGCACGUGGAAGCCGUGAAGCCUGCCGCACAAGCAAAUCCUAGUAAUACUCUUUUACUGAAGCAGUGUGAGAGUUUGUUGAACCGCCUAAUGACACAUCAGUAUGGAUGGGUGUUUAACACCCCAGUUGACAUCGUAAAGUUGAAUAUACCAGAUUACUUUACCAUCAUUAAACACCCAAUGGAUUUGGGCACAGUUAAGAGCAAGAUCACCUCGGGGGAUUAUUCUAGUCCUUUGGCCUUUGCUGCGGAUGUGCGACUUACAUUUGCAAAUGCUAUGAAGUACAACCCUCCUGGAAAUGAUGUACAUGUUAUGGCUGACUCUCUCAAUAAAUACUUCGAAGUCAGAUGGAAAAAUAUAGAGAAGAAGCUUUCUGUAGUUGCAUAUGAUGAAUCAAUGCCUUCAAGUACUGCUGAUGGGGAAAUCGAUACAUUAGGUAGUGUACAACCUCCAAAAAAGAAGAAAAUCACACCCACUAAGAAUAAGGUCAAGGCACAGCCCGUUAGGCCAGUCAUGACUGAUCAACAAAAGCAGAACUUGAGUGCUCAGUUGGAGACUUUGCUGACUGAAUUGCCAGAAAGCAUUAUUGAUUUUCUCAAAGAGCAAAGUAGUAAUGAUGGUCGUGGAGAUGAGGAAGAGAUUGAGAUUGACAUUGACGCACUAAGCAAUGAUACAUUGUUUAAGUUAAGGAAGCUUUUGGAUGACUAUUUACUAAAAAAACAGAAAAGCCAGGCUAAAGCAGAACUAUGUGAAAUGGAGCUUAUUAACGUUUCUGGAUUAAGCAAUUCAUCAUUGCAGCCAUACAAAGACAAUGAUCCAGUUGAAGAAGAUGUUGACAUUGUUGGAGGAAAAGAUCCCCCUGUUUCAAGUUAUCCCCCCAUUGAGAUACAGAAAGAGGCGGCUCAUAAUACCAUUAAAUGCAGUCAUUCAAGUAGCUCUAGUAGUGAAUCAGGCUCUUCUUCCAGUGAUUCGGAUUCCGGAAGUUCAUCUUGCAGUGAGCCUAAUGCAGUUAAAGCAUCAGCUCCUGGUAUUGUUUCCAAGGGAAGCAUGGCAGUGGAGGAAACUUCAGCCCAAAAGGGUAGUGCUAAUAGUGACUUGGUCAUAAGAAAUCAAUCUAUAGAAGGGGUAGCCCAGACUGAGGUUAAUUUCCAGGACAAGUCAUUAGUGGCUGAAGCAGAUGGACAUCCAGAGGAGGAGGAGAGUGCUCCACCUGAAAGGCAAGUCUCCCCUGAAAAGAUGUAUCGAGCAGCCUUGUUGAGGAAUCGUUUCGCAGACACCAUACUUAAAGCUCGUGCGAAGGCACUUGAAAAGGACGAAAAGCUGGAUCCUGAGAAAUUGCAGAAGGAGAAAGAGGAACUUGAACGACGGCAGAAAGAAGAAAAAGCUCGGUUGCAAGCAGAGGCGAAAGCUGCAGAAGAGGCCAAGAGAAAAGCUGCAGCUGAAGCUGCAGCUGAAGCGAAGAGGAUAAGAGAACUGGAAAGAGAGGCAGCGCGACUGGCAUUGCAACAGAUGGAGAAGACUGUGGAGAUCAACGAGAACAGUCAGUUUAUGGAAGACCUGGAAAUGCUUAGGACAACCAAUGAUGAGGAGGUGCCUAGCUUUAUGGAAGAAACGCUGAGCCCAGAGCACAACCCCCUUAAUGCUUUGGGCAGUUUCAAUCUUCGAAGUAAUCCACUAGAACAACUUGGUUUAUUUAUGAAGGACGAUGAAGAGGAAGAAGAGACGGCAGAGAAAGAACCCCUAGAAGAGAUGGGGGAAGGAGACCCCCCCAAGUGUACUGAAAAUCUAGAGAAAGAUGCGGAGGAAGCGGGAAAGGAUGUUGAGGAAGGGGAAAUCGACUGAAUAAUAUGGGUUCGUUUUGGCUGUUGGGACAUCGUGAUGGAGUCACCUGCCCUAUAUCCAGCUUUUAGAAUUGUGUGACCCGUACUGGUGUGCGCCUCCAUCCAUGUCUCCAGCCUUGGAUGGAACCCCGCGAUGAUGUCACCUGCCCUAUACCAGCAAUGUUGUGGAGAUCAAUAACAAUCUUCUGUAAGGGAAAGGUAAUCGAAGUAUAGUCUCUGGAUCUUGGUUGAAGUGUUGCAUACUGGUGGGUCAAUAUAGCUAGCUGAUACCAAGUGUUUUGGCAGCUGCUUAGUAUACUGUCGGCGACUGCUGCCAGGCUACCACUGGCUGGUGAGACAAGGGUGGGAAUUUGUUUUUCAUUCCUUUUUUUAGGGGGGGGAGGGGUCAUUCCCAUGGCUGUAAAGAUGGGAAAUCCAAGCUUUGUAAAUUGCCCAUUUAUUUCUCUAGUAUUUUACUGAGAGGGCACUGCGAUGGGUGUUGGAUAAGGUUUGUGAUAUAAACUGGAGGAUAUAAUUUUGGACUGCGGCGAUGAUGAUGUUUCCACGACAUGAACUAGGAUGCUAUUGAUUCCACGACAUGAUGCAAGAACAAUUGAAUAAUUGCUUUCUUUUGUUGAUA